Molecule: messenger RNA, 756 nt
Organism: Gregarina niphandrodes
Lineage: Eukaryota; Apicomplexa; Conoidasida; Eugregarinorida; Gregarinidae
Exons: 1
Coding region: 1-756 (251 amino acids)
Source: RefSeq, a predicted model, not a curated record
AUGGACUUGGAAUUGGAGUAUGGACAUUACUGGGUGGCGUAUGUGACCCCAUUGGUCGGUGCAUUGACGGAAGUGAUUUUGGCUCCGUCGCAAACGUUGGAGUUGCGCGGGCGUGCUGAGGAUGUGUUAUUUGCGAUGUUGACUCGGUUGUCAACUCGGGUGAUGACGCCUGGGUGCUGGCGGCAUCUAAUGGGUUUGAUGAUUGGGUUGUUUGAAGCUCUCCUUUCGCGCGCGAUUUUGCCUACACGACAGAACCUGAUUCCGUUGGAAGCAUGGUUGGGUCGUUACUUCAACUAUGCCAAACAGCCGGUAGGGGAACGUGCUUUGGAGGAGGUGUCUUCUAGCUGGUUGGGUAAGACUGUGUUGGUCACCUUUCGAAACCUCUGUGCCCUGACCUUCGCCAGUCCCUACGCCGGCGAGCGAGACGAAUACCUCACCGUACUCCUCUACUGCAUCGGCAUCUACUACACACAGGCCCAGGAAACCAUGGCCCGUCUGGGCGACGAUAUGCUCAAACACCUAGGGACCUUCGCAAAACAAUUCACCCACACACAAUGGGACAUCUUCGUACAGUUCGUCACCUAUGUACUCGGCGGCACCGAACCCAUUGAACUACUCGACACCGAACAACCUGGCGACUCUCUACCCCAACUACCCAUCGACUUCAACAUCGUCAUGGCCAAAAGCAUACUCCAACUCCUCCUCAUCAGUACAUCAACCAACCUGCACCCCUCGCUAUGUACCUUCACUACAUAA